AUGGCGGAUUCUGUUGAUCGAGUGUUUGUUCAUGCCCUCAACACCAUUAAAAAACUUCCCAAGACGGGAGCUGCCCGGCCACCGCCGGCGGAUCGAAUGCGCCUCUAUGGCCUUUACAAACAAGCAAUGGAAGGCGAUGUCGAUGGGGUGAUGGAACGUCCCUCUGCCACGUCGGGGAUUCCCGAUGAGGAUCUCCAACGAGAGCAGGACAAAUACGAUGCCUGGAAUAUGCAGAAGGGGCUGAGCAAGACCGAGGCCAAAAGACGAUACAUCGAGGCUCUGAUUGAUACCAUGCACAGAUAUGCCACUACGGAAAAUGCGCUAGAACUCGUUUCUGAGUUGGAAUUUGUUUGGAACCAAAUAAAGGGCAACUCGACGAGCUCAUCGGAGCCUUUGUCAACCGACAACAGCCCUCGGCGAUUCCAAAAGGCCGCGAGCGGCACGGAUGGACCCCUUAAAGUACUAUACCCCAUGAGUGAAGACGAUGAGGCGGAACACGACUACCAAAGACGAAUGGCGGCCGCGGCCCUGGACGAAAACGAUGAUGAGGACGAGAGGUAUGUCAAGAAGGGCGACAAAUGGUCCAAGAAAAUGGAACGAGCCAUAGUCCGCCUCUCGACAGAGAUCGCAGCUCUUAGGGAACAGAUCACCACCGGGAGGGAGUUCAGGUCAAGAAGGGAAAGGAGUAUUGGCGCAUGGAUAGGGUGGUUUCUGUGGCUCGUCACGAAACAUAUCGCUGCGGAUAUGGCUAUCCUCGCCAUUGUGCUUUUGUGGAUGCGCAGGAGAAAGGAUCGGCGACUUGAAGAUCAUGUCAGAUCUGCGCUGCGAAUAUUUCGGGAAUAUGUCAGAAAGGUCUUGCCCUCACGAUAA
Pyricularia pennisetigena is the source of this 870-nucleotide messenger RNA. RefSeq lists its product as uncharacterized. Bases 1 to 870 code for a protein of 289 amino acids. NCBI's taxonomy places the organism in Eukaryota, Fungi, Ascomycota, Sordariomycetes, Magnaporthales, Pyriculariaceae. Gene Ontology annotation, molecular function: fatty-acyl-CoA binding. The transcript is spliced from 3 exons. Gene Ontology annotation, biological process: fatty acid metabolic process. The record is from RefSeq and is a predicted model, not a curated record.